Molecule: messenger RNA, 901 nt
Organism: Anoplophora glabripennis (Asian longhorned beetle)
Lineage: Eukaryota; Metazoa; Arthropoda; Insecta; Coleoptera; Cerambycidae
Product: tetraspanin-7-like
Exons: 5
Coding region: 150-872 (240 amino acids)
Cellular component (GO): membrane
Source: RefSeq, a predicted model, not a curated record
CCAUAUCGCUAAAUGCUCGUGCUGGCAGAACCACCGCAGUUUUAUUUCGAUAAGUCCCAGUGAUUUCCUUUUGUUAAUUAGCUAACAGUACAUAUCCUCCGGUCUAUUAUUCUAGUUAGUGCGACUGAUUUAUAAUUACUUAGGCGACAAUGGGCAAACAUCUGCAAACUGUUGCCGCGAUGGCAUGCAUGAAGAGCCUCUUGAUGGUUUUUAAUUUCAUAUUUUGGAUUUCUGGCAUUGCCAUCCUAGCCAUAGGCAUAUGGAUGGAGGUGGAGCUGUACAAGUACAUGGAGAUGAGCACCGAGUUCAGCGGCACUGCGCCCUACGUGCUGAUAGGGAUAGGAUCGUUAAUUAUCUUUAUCGGAUCGUUUGCCUGUUGCUGCACCGUUAAAGGGCAGCCAGUGCUGCUAUACGUGUACGGCGCUUUCCUGGCCAUCGUCUUCGUCAUGGAACUGGGAGCAGGCGUCUCGAUUUUCGCCUACCGCACCAAGCUGACCGAAGGCUUCGACAAAGGCUUAACCCAGGCCAUGAUAAAUUACCGCAACGAUACCGCCCACCUAGCCACCGACUUCGAUCUGAUCCAGGGAACACUCCAUUGUUGCGGAAACCAUAAAUCCAGUGACUGGCUGGACCUCAAUCCACGUCAGCCGAUUCCUGCUUCUUGCUGCAUCAAAGAGAACUGCAACACCGAGAAGGAGAACGAGAUAUAUACACAGGGUUGUUACGAUAAAGUAAUUGAAUUCCUCGACGCCAACAUCGGGAUUGUCGCCGGCGCCGCCGUCGGCAUCGCUUUUUUCCCACUGAUCGGCGUCGUUUUAUCAUGUUGUCUGGCCAGUGUGAUAAAUAAAGCUAAGUACGAGCAGAUGGCUUAAACAGAAAGCGCUAGAAUAAUGCUCAAACA